AUGAUGGGCUCUUGGCUACGCAAUAUUCAGGGACAAUUGUCAGAAUUUGCAUCUGAAGUACUAAAUGAGGCUACGGAAGAGGUGUCUGAUCCGGAAAGUGAAUUGCAGGUUGCCAGAAAAAAACUCUUGGAAACAGAGAAAGAACUUAGUACUGAAAAAGAGAACGUGCAAAGGUUAAAAAAGAAAAUUGAUAAUCUCGAGGAAGAGCUUUAUGCGAAAAAUCUCGAAUUAGAUAAUAUAAAUGGCAAAUACACUAGUGUGAUUGAAAGUCGCGACACUCAGAUCCGUGCGUUACAGGCAGAAUUAGAAAGAACACAUCAUGUAGUUCAAGAAUCAUUAAGUGAUGGAGAUGAGGACGGGUUUUUCCCAGCUAAUAAUGCUCGUGUUGCACGCAUGAGGGAUGAAAUCGAUCAGCUUCGUAAGGAAGCCGCUCACUGGAAGCGUCUUGUUAACGAGCAAUCAGAAAAAAGUGAAGCUCUGAAGGUGUCAGAAUUGGAACGUAUUUUGGCUGAACAAAAAACGAAGUUUGAAAAUGAAGUUGCGGCAUUAAUUAUGGCUCAUAAUGAAACGGUUGCUGAGCUGAAGUCUCUGAAUCAAGAAGACAGGAAUCCCAAUAAAAAAGACGAAAGUUCCGGAUGCUACACUGAACAAUAUAUUUCGGAGAAUGAUACCUGGAAAGAACAAAUACAUUUGUUGACAGAAGAACGAGAUCUAUUGUUGGCAAAAAUCAAGUCCAUUGAAGAAGAAAAUGAAAUACAAGAGGAUCAGGUAGACAAGUUGACAUUUCAAGCAGUUGAUAUAGUGCUUAGUGAACGGUUAAAUGAAUUAGAACAACAACGUGAAAGCUUGGAGAAGCAAUUGCACGCAGCGCAGGGAGAAAUUAUUGAAAAAAGUUCUUAUAUUUCUCAGUUGCAAACUGAAGUGAGAGAAGUGCACCAUCUCGUUGAUACGCAGCGUGAAAAGUUUGAAAAUGAAAUUAGUGGCGAGAGAGAACAGAGCAGAGCAGAAAUUGAAGAACUACAAAAUGAAGUGGCGAAUUUACAAUUACUGUUGAAUUCUUAUGAAGAAAACAAAAACAGUGAGGAAUCAAAGACGGUAGAAAACAUUGAAAAGCUCGACGAAGUGAUGGGAGCCGAAGUUUCGGAGAGCACAUCAAAAGAUCAAGCAGAAUUAGAUCGAGAAUUAGAAAAGCUCAGGCGAGAAAAUGACGAACUUGCAGCAGCUUAUAACGAUUUGAAUGAAGACUUUGAAAAUCACAAAGCAAAACAUGGUUCUGUCGUUAGUUCAAAUCGGGAUUUGACUGCUCGUAUCGAUUGCUUGAGAGCGAGUCUCAUUGAAUAUGAAGAGCGUUAUGAGAUGUGUAAAAAUGAAAAUGAUGAGACUAUUCGACAGCUUCAAAGACUUUCGAAUGAUUUUGAACGAUUACGUCUAUCAUUUGAAAGUCCAAAAACAAAAAAUACUUCGGAUACUGUGGAUGAAGUUGAAAGACUUCGUACAGAACUGGAUGCCUCUAAAGAUGAUGGUGAAAAGUUACGCACUGAAGUUGAACGCUUUCGUUCGGCCAUCGCUAUUAUUGAUAAAGAGCUAACCAGAUUGAGGGAAUCAAAUGACAGAUUAAUCCAAGAGAAUAAAGCAAUGGGCGAUAGUCUAGAUAAAUUUUCUGAAAUUCAAAAUAUGCUAGAAAACAGUAACAGUGAAUUAAAAAAUCUCCGCGAGAAAUUCAUCCAGCUUCAAAACGAGUAUGAAUUGAAGGAAAAACAAUGGCGAGAACAGCAGUUAGAAUUAUGCGAAGCGCGCGAUGAUGCCAAACGUCGACUGGAGGCAUACCAACGGGAAACAGCAAUGCAGCAAUCACGUUCGUCUGAUAUUGCUUUAUCUGCCGAAAUUGUUGAGUUAAAAAAUGACGAAGGCAAAGUUACAACAAGUAGCGAAGGUACUGUGGACUCAAAUAACGGAUGGGAAAAGAUGGCAGAUUGGGAUGCGAUAGCGUCAACAAAUGGAUCAUCAUUAGCAAAUAAUUGUACAGUUAUGAAUGAAUUGCGUGAAGCUCUAGCAGUUGUGACGGAAAAAACAGAAGAAUGUGAGGAAUUGCGCCGACAAAAACAUGAGCUCAAUAAAGAACUGGAUCUACGGCAAACACGUAUCGAUGAGUUAAUGGUACAGCUGAACGUUCUACAGUCUCAACAAACUACACAUGCAGAAACUUUUGCUGAACUUCGUAGUUGGGCAAAUGAACUAGAACGGGACAAACUAGAAUUGGAACGAAGUCUUGUUCAUACAAAAGAAAAAUUGGACGAAGUGCAAAAGCAGCAGCAGUUAGAUGCAGUUAAGGGGGAAGAAUUAGUAAUUGUCAAGCAAGUCGAUUUGGUACAACAAAUGGUAAAUGAAUAUGAACAGAAAAUGAGAAAUCAGAAUGCCAUCCAUGAAGAGACUUUGCGUAAUACUAAAGCAGAACACAGAAAUGACCUUGAGGAAUUGACGAAUAAAUUGAAAGCAGCUCAAGAUGAGAUAAAGCAGCUGCAGCAACAAAACAAAGCUGAAGAAAGAUACGAACCUGAAGCAGAAGAAAAGUUUUUGCGUUUGAAGACAGAACUGAUGGAAGCAGUGCAAAAGCGAAAUGAGUUAGAGAAAACAAACAGUGAACUACAGCAUAAACUGGAUGAGACAUCGGUGCAAGUGACAGAAGCUGAAAAACUUCGAAUUGAAUUAAUUGCACUCGUAGAACAGAAGCAUAACGAAAGUCUUAAAUACCAUACACAGUUGCAGGCUGCACUCGCUGAAAAAAAAAGUCAAAGCGCCACUUUUGCAACAUACACCGAUAAUUUAUCUAUCCUGAAAAACGAAUUGAAAAAUUGCAUGGAGACACGGGACAAAGCGUUAAGAGAAUGUGAACGACUACGUAAUCAUUUAUUGGUUAUGGAAGAAACAUCGACUAAGGAAGCCCUAGCUGGAGAAGAACGAGAAACUGAAUUGAGACAACGAAUCAGAAUACUCGAACAGAAAACAGAAGAAUCAGCAGAUAGUGUUAUAGAAUCUGCUAAUGCUUAUGAGCGACAAAUUACCGAACUGACCGAUGAGUUGGAUUUGAUGAGGAAUGAGAAAAUAUCCAUUGUCGAUAGGUUACGAGAGCGCGAGAAAACAUUAGCUGAUACGAAAGUAGCACUCUCAAAUUUACAAAAUGUUUUGCGUGAUAUCGGUGUAGAUCAUGAAGCGCAGGUGUUGCAAUACGAAAAUACUAUUGCUGAAUUGAAAAAAAGUAUGGAGAAUUUAAAUCUGGAGAUAGUUCAAUUUAAACGCACACAGGAAACUAUUGAAGCUGAAAAACAACUGUUGGAAAAUAGAACUGUGUAUCUCAAAGAAGAAAUUAUUAAAAAAAAUGCGAUGAUUGAGGAACUUGAAGCAAGUCUUGAGGAACAUGCACAAGUAGCAGUAGCUUCAGUAUCAUCGUAUACUAUUGAUGAUCAAGUGCUUCGUCAACUGUUUAUGUCUUAUUUUACUGCUGAUAAAGACAAACAACCAGAGAUUGCUGUCUUGUUGGCUUCUGUUCUAGGUUAUUCACAAGAGGAAAUUGCCAAAAUUAACGCUGCUAAUCAUUCCUCGUCGAGGGGGUGGUUUGGUUUUGGUGGUUCAUCGAAGCUCCCUCAGCAGAAUAUUUCUUUGGCAGAGCAAUUUGUUCGAUUCCUGGAGAAAGAAUCCUUAAUAACACCUCACUCUCUUCCGGUUCAGCCAUCUGAAGAAAAAGAGACAAUACGUUCCAGUAUUCCACUAAAAUGUUCAAGGACAUCAUCUGCAGCUGAUUUAAACUCAAUAUUGAAUACAUGA
Messenger RNA from Brugia malayi, 3822 nucleotides. RefSeq lists its product as uncharacterized. The coding region runs from base 1 to 3822 and encodes 1273 amino acids. The transcript has 26 exons. Lineage: Eukaryota; Metazoa; Nematoda; Chromadorea; Rhabditida; Onchocercidae. Gene Ontology annotation, biological process: Golgi organization; endoplasmic reticulum to Golgi vesicle-mediated transport. Gene Ontology annotation, cellular component: Golgi apparatus. The record is from RefSeq and is a predicted model, not a curated record. Gene Ontology annotation, molecular function: small GTPase binding.